CAAAAAAAAAAAAAGAUAAACACAAACAAGAACAGUGAAGAGACGCACCAUAAUUUGGAUUAAACAACAAAAUCCAACAACAGAAAUCAAAAUUCUUUGCAGAAAAUUUAUCGAAACAAAUAAAUAUGAGAAACCCAGAAGAUGCUUUUAUCUUUGCUUUUCUUACCUUGUAUUCAAAGACCCCCCUUUUUCUCUCUCCUCUAUUUUCUCUCUUCAUGUAAAAUUCCAGAUGUGAAUGAACGGAGAAAUCGAAGAACUAUAAAACCCAGAAAACUGACAAAAGUUUAGUGAAGAAGAAAAUUCAUAUACAAAAGAGAUAGAUUGGAUUUUGGAGUUGUUCAAACAUUAUGGAAGAAACUAAUGAAUUACAAGGUGAAGAAAAUAAAGCACUCCCAGAGAAGAACAAAAGAAGGCGGUUCAAGACACCAUCCCAACUGCAGGCUUUGGAGGACUUUUAUAAUGAACACAAGUACCCAACUGAAUCCAUGAAGGCGGAGCUCGCUGAUCAUUUAGGUCUGACUGAGAAGCAGAUUUCUGGAUGGUUUUGCCACCGCAGAUUGAAGGAUAAGAGAAUCGUAAAUGGUGAGUUAAACCCACCUGGUAGACAGGAUCUUUCAAGUGGUGUUAUACAAGAUCGUGGUAGUGGACUAAGGCAGGAUUCGUGCAGUAGCACCAAACAAGGUGAUUAUAGGCUUGCUGAUGUGAGGGAGGUUGAGAGUCGGAGAUUUGGUCAUAACGAUCUUCCUGCUGCUGAGAUAAAAUACGAGCGAAGGAUGCUUGAUGAUGGAACUGAGAUGGAUGAUACAUCUUCAGAAAGUAAUUCAGCUUUGCCAGGGAGCUUUUACCCUCAUAAUAGGAGUCCUUUGAAUGUCGAAACAACUGAAUAUCGGGCACCAAAUGGAUUAAUUGCUCCAAACAAGAGGCGUGUGGGGCCCUCAGGAUACUUGAAAAUUAAGGGUCAAACAGAAAAUGCUGCUGUAACUGCAGUCAAGAGACAAUUAGGAAGGCAUUAUCGGGAGGAUGGUCCAUCACUUGGGAUUGAGUUUGAUCCACUUCCUCCAGGUGCUUUUGAAUCACCAAGCAAGAUUGCUAAUACUGAUGCUUAUGGAGUUGCAGAACCCAUUGGCUCUUGCUCUCUUGACAUUGGUGUCAUUAAUAAGCGACCUGGCCUUAAUGCAAUACGAAAUCAGGACAAGUAUGUUGCUCCUACAGACUACAGAUCCUUGCACAAGUCUGACCCUGACAGUUUUGCUUACCGCCAACCUAAACAAAAAUCACCUUUCCCUAAUAACGGUCGUGCUUUCCCAGUCCAGAAGUCUUCUUUUUGUGCGGAUUCUUACCCUGCUAGAGAAAAUCCAGAUUAUGAUGGUAGUGUGAACCACAAUAUCCAGCGCAAGCAUGAAACCCCAGGCACGGGAUCAGAUUCCUACGGCAGAAAAUUUACCAAUGAACCGGAAGAGCCUUGGUGGCAUAAUUCUGAUAAGGGGAAUUCCGUGGCUGUUCGCAGAAGAGAACGAAUCGAUUCCAGAUCUGCUGCUGUACCAGUUAGGCACAAGGACCCCAUGGUCAAAGAGGAUAGAGUACCACCUAGCAGGAUGAAGAAGGAUGAAGAACUUUAUGCAGACAGAAGGUCGAUAGGUGAACCCCAUGAUUCAAUCAAAUUGAAGAUGCGUCCGACAAAUGAGCUUAGAGCUGGCAAGAUGGCAAGAGAGGAUUUUUGGCAGGAAGAUUUUAGCAUCAGAUCUCAAGAGCCGCCACAGUGGUCAAGACAGAUAAAAGGAUCAACAGAAUUGCCAUCGAGUUUUAGUGAGGACGAAACUGCAGAAACAAGCUCCUCCAUGGACUGAAGAUCUUUAAUGUCAAACAUGGUAGAAUUCUGGCAAAGGCCUCGUAUUUCAGAUCCGGAUGAAAGAGGUCGCAACCGCAGGAAGUACAUUGAUGGGUUGUACAUUUGGCUAUUAUGGAAAGUCGAUAUCAGUUUUGCGUCUGCGUCAAAGUUCAUUGCAUGUCACUCUCUCUCUCACCCUGUAGCGGCUUUUAGAGCAGAUUAGUUCUUUUAUCGGCAAGUUUGAUUGAUCAGUUUUGUCGUUGGGGAUCGUUCACUCAAAUCACCCCGGGCCUUGUCUAUAGUUGUAUAAAUCAUUGAAAUGUGAUUGUUUAGAAACUAAUGUGGCUAUGCACCAAUGCACCUACAAGUUUAAAUCUUGUACAUGCCGUUUUGUUGUCUGUGUGGAUGAAUUUGUUCUGUUUUUUGGUAGAUGCGUUUGGCGACGAAUGUUAGGCAUGCUGUUUUGCCUGUGGCUUAGAUUAUAAACGCUUUUUGGCCAAUGAUAAAAUUCUAUCACACAAAAUAGUUAUCAUUUUUCUUUA
Molecule: messenger RNA, 2370 nt
Organism: Beta vulgaris subsp. vulgaris (sugar beet)
Lineage: Eukaryota; Viridiplantae; Streptophyta; Magnoliopsida; Caryophyllales; Amaranthaceae
Exons: 8
Coding region: 348-1847 (499 amino acids)
Molecular function (GO): DNA binding
Source: RefSeq, a predicted model, not a curated record